ACUUAAAAUUGUAUCGCUCAUAAGUUCAGUUGCGGCCUCCAUAAAAUGGGGGUACAUUGUAAACGAAUUUGCGAAUAUCAUCAACUGUGCGAUAGUAAUUUAGAUUUUAAAAUUUUCAAUGAAUGUUGUACGUGUCAAAAGUGGCUGUUUUAUGGCACAGAUACGAAUUUGUCGUUGAUUGUGUCAGUUGAGGCAUUUAAUUGAAAAUUUUCGGAAAACUUUCAUGUGAUUUUUCGGUUAGAGGCAUCAAAACGUAUUUUCAAAUUUGAAAUAACUUGCGAAAGGAAAGGUUAGGACAACGGAAACUUUUAGAAUCAGCUGAUCAAGAGUGAAUGAAAUUACGACAAAGUAAAAGUUAAAAAAAAACGUAAUGGAGAAAAGUGAAACUGAUAGACAUUAUUAUAUAUGCAUCUGUGCUAUAUUUUUAAUCGUUGCAUUGUAAACAUUAACGUAAUUCGAUAUGCACAUCACUGCACAUAUAACCGAUCAAACGAAGGACAACUACACCACUUCACAUCGAUAACGAACAAACACAGGAUGUUGAAGAUUUUUUGCUUUGCCUUCAAUGAAAUUUCUCGAGCAUAACAAGCAGCGUAAACCUUAUGAUAUUGUCUAAAGCUAAGAGAAGCAUCGUCAUAUACCGUCAUCCACAAUCACAAUUUCGUCGGAAAAUGUGCCAGAUAAAUGUGGCGGUGGCAUGCGUUCUUUUGACAUUAUUUCAAGCUUUCAAUGAUGUCAGCUGCGGGCAUAAAGAUGUAACAGCGGCAAGACUGGAAAAUGUUACACAAACCAUUACAAGAAUAUUGGAAGGAUAUGAUAUUCGAUUGCGACCGAACUUCGGAGGUGACCCACUUCAUGUAGGAAUGGACCUAACAAUAGCUAGCUUUGAUUCUAUAUCGGAAGUUAAUAUGGACUACACAAUUACAAUGUAUCUGAAUCAAUACUGGAGAGACGAGCGGUUAGCAUUCAGUCCAUAUAUUCAUGAAAACGGCGAUUCUCACGGAGAUAUGUUGACAUUGUCUGGUGAUUUUGCUGAAAAAAUUUGGGUUCCUGAUACAUUUUUCGCAAACGACAAGAACAGUUUCCUUCAUGAUGUGACGGAACGAAAUAAAUUGGUUCGAUUAGCUGGCGAUGGAGCCGUUACAUACGGCAUGCGCUUCACUACAACGCUGGCGUGUAUGAUGGACUUACAUUACUAUCCGCUAGAUUCACAAAAUUGCACUGUGGAAAUUGAAAGUUAUGGAUACACGGUGAAAGAUGUCCUAAUGUACUGGAAACCAACUCCGGUUCGUGGGGUCGAGGAAGCAGAACUUCCUCAAUUCACAAUAUUAGGCUAUGAAACGAACGAUAGAAAGGAAGAAUUGGCAACGGGCAUUUACCAGAGACUAUCACUAUCCUUCAAACUUCAGCGGAAUAUUGGAUAUUUCGUAUUUCAAACAUAUUUACCGAGCAUAUUGAUUGUGAUGUUAUCUUGGGUGUCAUUUUGGAUAAAUCACGAAGCAACCAGCGCAAGAGUAGCCCUAGGAAUAACAACUGUCCUAACAAUGACAACGAUAAGUACCGGUGUUCGCAGCUCACUACCAAGAAUAUCAUACGUUAAGGCCAUCGAUAUUUAUUUGGUCAUGUGUUUUGUGUUCGUUUUCGCUGCCCUAUUGGAAUACGCCGCAGUGAAUUAUACUUAUUGGGGAGCUAGGGCGAAGAAAAAGCCCAAAAAGAACAAGGAAGAAAAGCAAAUAACAGUAAAAUCGAAUGACAAAACAGAUUCUUACUCGACCACCGAGGAUAUAAUUGAAUUGCAAGACGUUCGAAUGAGUCCAAUAGCAUCGCUGCGAAAUCGCCAUUACACAAACACAAUCGGAUCGACCGAAUCGGAUACAUUAGAUUUUGCAAAAUUUCCGCCUAGUUUUAGAAUUUCGCGAAAUUAUGGAACUGCGAGCCGUUGUGGUCUUCGUCAUCGCGGAACGAAAGCUACUCAACGCCCGAAAAUGUUUCAUGCCAUUAGACGUGGAGCGUCUGUGCUCAGAGCAUCUAUACCAACAAUUAAAGAUGUAAACAUCAUAGACAAAUACUCUCGAAUGAUAUUUCCAGUUAGUUUUCUUGCGUUUAAUGCCGGCUACUGGAUAUUUUAUGUAUUAGAAUGAUCUUAAGAGAAGUUAAAUGAAAGAGCCGCUUCAAAAAUGUCCGUACCUUCAACAAAACAAUGUGUUUAACGUUUGUGUAAAUUGGCAUCAAUUGUUCACAUUUCAAGGCUUGGGACAGGUCAGAUCUUGUUUGGAACCUGAAAUUAGGCUGAUCUGAUUUGUUUUUUUUUUGUUCGAAAUGUCUGACUUGUACAAAUUGUUGAUGUCUAUGGUUGGUUUUGUCUCAAAUUUGUUGGUUUUAUCCAAGAUACCAAGAAAAUUGCACCAAAACUCAAAAUUUUAUUUUUCGAAAAUGUUCGGUUUAUUCUAUGGUUUAGUAGCCUACAAUCACCUCACUAUAACCGUUCCCAAAUAAUAUUUUGUGUGGGUUUACCGCAUUCGAUUUCGAAAUUUUGUUGGGUUUUCUGGCUAAUCUCUCUAAUCUACCAACAGUAACAUCAAUGUCAGGUGUUUCGACAAGAAAAUCAAAGGAAAUAUUUCACCCACUCUAUUUGAUCUAUCUGAAAUCUGAAAAUUGUAAAUUCAGGUAAAUCAGACUCCCUGUAAAAUUCUAGCCUGGACUGUUUACGAUCAGAUUACAGAUUAGGUCAGGCCAUGAACACAUGCCAAUUCGGGUGUAUCUGAUUGCAUGUAACCCGAUUUUCAGGUUUAGAACAAGGCCACUUUCAUUGUAAUUUUGCCAAUAAUUUUUCUCGCCCCCCUGUUUCUUUUCUCUUGUGAGGUCACGCGCUAAAAUAGUAUAAUAAAUACAGAAAAACAAAACUAUGUUCCUAUUAGUUAGAUUGAAUUAACUGACGAUGACAUUUGAUUUUGAGUAUGCGGAUUUACGGUAUAAAUUGAAAUAAGGGUAAAAACGCAACACAAAUUUUGCAGCCAAAAGAUUUUUUUUGUGAAUAUAUUUGGGGGGACACGACAUGGAUUUUCCUGAUCUACAAGAGCAAUACCCUCUCUAGCAACCUAACUACAUUUAAUAAGGUGGUAUUAAGGAUGUAAAAUUGGAAAUUAGUCAACAGUGUAUGUUUCUACAAACGAAAGAAUAAUGUGGUAUUUUGACAGCGUCAAAACGAAGUUUGUUUGCUAGAGAGGGUAAUGACAAUUUUUUUUAAUUUAAAAUUUCAAAAAUGUGAAAGAAACAUUUUGGCUGCAAAAAGUACCUUGCUCACUUUUAAGAUCGAAAUCGAGAGGCCGGACCACUAGCCAAUUUCCACACAUAAAUCUUCAAUAAAAUAUUACAAAUUCCAUAUGCUUGCCACACUAAUUUAAUUAGUGGUUGCCCUUUUGCUAAAAUUUACUAAAAAAAAUUACGCGGAAAAUGGAACCAAACAAGAGUUUAGUCUUGGCCCCCUCGUUAUUUUAAGUAGAUCCUAUUAAUUAUCGGGUAAUGUGGAUGAUUUUAAGAAACAUCAAUGAAUAUUUCUUUUUAUCUGAGUGACGAUUGGGAGGUGAUUGUGAAUGUGUAAACGAAAUGAUCAUUUUCAUAAGAAGUAAUUUCGAAAGCGUAACUUUGGAAGUACUGAUUACUGACAACAAAAUGUAAGUCAGCGAUCGCAACGCUAUAUUCUGUUGGGGAGCUUUCCAUUUACAAACUUUCCCUCAUCAUUAGGAGGUGAAUUAAUUUGUAUGUUACGCUCUUAGAAAUAAUCUAAAUCUAUACUCUGCAUCAUAGUGCGCACAAUUUGCAAACUUUACAACUGGUCACGACAUGGGUCCAUAAAUAGCAUUAAAUUUAAUGGGGAUGAGAGCAUGACAUUAUUAAGGUAUAGCCUUUAAUAGUCCAUUGUCAAAUAGUGGAUUAUUCUUCUCAAAUAAAAAAAUGAAAAAAUUUCAGGAAAAAAAAACAAUUUUAUCAACGCAUUUCAAGCAAAAGUGGUCACAGUCGACAGCUGCCAUAUAGUGUACUAUUUUGUAUCUAUCUGACUGUAACGGGAUUUAGGUCCCUCCUUUGAAUGUAUUUACGUUCUCUGCUCUGGUUUACUUUAUACUCUGUCGUGGUACCACCAAUGCUUGAAGUGCGAGUUGAAUUCAUACAAAUUUUUCGAACUUUGAGGUAAGCUGGAAAUUGACAAUGUCUUUGGCAUCUCAAACGACAUUGAGGAUCUAUUUUUGACAUUGAGCGACUUUGUCUGAACAUUGGGAUAAAUCUUUUGACAUCAUUUAUGUAUGGACUGGACGUAUGUACUUAUUUGUAAUGUCGUUGAUUCAACUAAUCUAUUUUAAAAUCUCUGUCAACACUGCGCUUGUGGACGAAAGUUGAUAUUUUUUGUUGGAAGAAAGAAGUCUACAUCUACCAUAGAAAUUACGAUUCAAUCAAACCCAAAAUCACAAACAAAACUUUAAUAGAAAAUAUUGUACCUGUUAGAAGUUUCUUGCAUAGGUCAAUGGAAUGGCAUGUUGGACAGACAGAUUGGUAUUUUCCAUAUUGGUGGAGGAGUGCUCUUAGCAUUAACAUAAAGAAAUAUUUGGUUGCUGAUGAAAUCAACAUAGGCGCUGCUGCAUUUCUCUCGUUACGACAGAAGUCAAGCAUUCUUGUUGUGAGUUAUGAGCAAUCUACACUACGAUUUCCAAUGAAAAUAUGUUUUCGAUGAUAACUUUUUAUUCGAAUUAUUCUUGAAAAAAGUGGCCUCAUCGUUUGGUGUUAAAAUAUAUAAAGUAUCGAUAACCACUGGAAUUGUCCGGAUUUAUGUGGUGUACUCCGAGAAAACUAACUCCUAAAAUUUGUGAUUUGUUUGAACUUUUUAAUUUUCUUUUUAAGAACAUCAAUCUCGACAAUUUCAGUGGCUAUCGAAA
Messenger RNA from Bradysia coprophila, 4928 nucleotides. It is a transcript of the gene Lcch3, whose product is annotated as Ligand-gated chloride channel homolog 3. The record is from RefSeq and is a predicted model, not a curated record. Gene Ontology annotation, molecular function: extracellular ligand-gated monoatomic ion channel activity; GABA-A receptor activity. Gene Ontology annotation, cellular component: membrane. Gene Ontology annotation, biological process: monoatomic ion transmembrane transport. NCBI's taxonomy places the organism in Eukaryota, Metazoa, Arthropoda, Insecta, Diptera, Sciaridae.